ACUAAUCCGACCCUUCUAAACUGCUGGCUGGUCCUAUCGUGUUCCCUUUCAGUUCUACGGAUUCUAAAAUUGGACUCCUGCGGACCACAGAUUAAAGGUGAAAGUUUAUUAUCAUCGCGAUGGACGGUGAUGAUACAGCGUUGAUACUUGACAACGGCUCUGACAGUCUGAAAGCAGGUUUCUCCUGUAACGACGAACCUCAAGUUUGCAUACCCUCGCUAAUUGGCCGUCCACGAACGGAGUUUUUGAAUCACAUUACAUUCAACCCAAAUCUGAAGGAUCGCUACGUCGGCAGCGAAGCUGAAAUUAAUCGGGAUAUUCUUGCGAUGAAUCACCCGGUAGAGAACGGAAUCAUCGUGCAUUGGGAUGACAUGCAAAAGCUUUGGCAGCACACAUUUGACAAACUGGAUGCCUCCCCAAAGGAGCAACCUAUUCUCUUAACAGACAUCCCUAGCAAUUUCAAAUCCAACAGAGAAAGAAUGGCUGAGAUCAUGUUUGAGACGUUCAGUUGCCCAGCAAUGUACAUCUCAAUCCAAGGUGCACUGUCUUUACACUCCUAUGGUCUUGUUACUGGUGUUUCUGUGGAUUGUGGGGCCGACAUUACACAGAUUACACCAAUCAUAGAUGGUUACUCAAUUCCCAGUGUCUCAAGCUGCCUUCAUUUGGGCGGCAAAGACUUGACAUUAUAUCUACUAGAGCGUUUAGCUGAGAAUGGCACGAUAUUCUAUGGCAAGCAUUGCAUUCAAGAUGUACGGAGAAUUAAGGAAAAGUUGUGCUAUGUUGCUGAAAACUUUGAUAAGGAGAUUCACAGAGCUGGAAAAUCAGGUUCCCAGAAGAUAUACACACUACCAGACAACAAUAAAAUUUCCAUGGGAAAUGAACAAUUCUGUUGUCCAGAAGCACUCUUUCAACCUCAAAUUCUCGGAAGAAAUUUUGACGGAAUUCAUGUAAUAUGUUGCAAGAACAUUAUCAAGUCCAAACAAAGUGACGAAAUAAAAAAAGACCUGUUUGGUAACAUAGCAUUGUCAGGCGGGUCAAGCCUGUUUCCAGGACUAGCAGACAGGCUUUUGAACGAGAUCAACAUGCUUGUGCGGACAGAUGUACAACCUCGGGUUCUUGAUGUUUCAAGUAGAAAAAACAAUGUCUGGAUCGGGGGAUCAAUUAUUGCAUCUUUGACUGUGUUUCAAGACAUGUGGUUGACGAGACAGGAUUAUGAAGAAAAUGGACCUUCCUUUGUCCACAAAAAAUGCAUAUGACAUGCCGUAGCAUAUAGUUUUUGCAAACAAGGGGGAAAUAAACACAUAGCCACAUAGAAAUAUAUGUGUUCGCAUGUUUAUAUUAUGUACGUAUAUUCACAAUUCUGUAUAUUAAAAAGGAAUAAAAUAC
Dendronephthya gigantea is the source of this 1386-nucleotide messenger RNA. RefSeq names its product actin, clone 302-like. Lineage: Eukaryota; Metazoa; Cnidaria; Anthozoa; Malacalcyonacea; Nephtheidae. The transcript is spliced from 4 exons. Bases 120 to 1256 code for a protein of 378 amino acids. The record is from RefSeq and is a predicted model, not a curated record.